Messenger RNA from Hyalella azteca, 4654 nucleotides. RefSeq lists its product as uncharacterized. The transcript has 12 exons. Lineage: Eukaryota; Metazoa; Arthropoda; Malacostraca; Amphipoda; Hyalellidae. The record is from RefSeq and is a predicted model, not a curated record. Bases 209 to 2020 code for a protein of 603 amino acids.
CCUGGGCUGCGGGUUCCCUGGUGCUCCGGCGCACUCGACGGUCACGUUCAGCGAUGACGUCGUGAGGGAAGGCACCGUCGCAACUUAUGUUUGUGACCGCGGCUUUGAACUGCUUGGACCUGCUAGGAAAAUAUGCAUCAAUAAUGGCACCUGGUCACCUCCCGGCAUACCUUUUUGUGUGCUGAACGUCGCGGCCGGCAAGGCGCCCAUGCAGUCGUCGGUAGCUGAGGGCGGCAUCCCUCAGAAGGCCGUGGACGGCAGCACCGCGACCGCCUUCACCCCGGGGACGUGUUCCCUGACGGAAGCUGAGGUGGCUCCGUGGUGGUACGUCAACCUCCUUGAGCCCUACAUGGUGCAGCUCGUCAGGCUCGACUUCGGCCAGAACUGCUGCGGUGAUCGCGAGGCAACAAUAGUAGUGCGAGUAGGCAACAACCGACCAGACUUGGGGGUUAACCCCAUCUGCAACAAGUUCAGGGGUCAGCUGCAGGAGGGUCGACCCCUGUUUUAUACCGACCAGGCUUUGCCCAUCGAAAGAUGUCCGUCGUUUAGAGGCCAGCCGCUAGGCAGCACUGCUACCUACAACGGCAAGUGCUACAUCUUCUACAACGACCUCGCUCUCAACUUCGAUGACGCGCUCGAAACGUGCAGAGACAGAGGCGGGUCUCUCAUUGACGAGACUAACCCUGCGCUGCAAGGCUUUCUCAGCUGGGAACUUUGGAUGAGGCAUCGCGGCGAUCCCAAUGGUCAGUACUGGAUGGGAGCGAUACGUAACCCUGAGGAUGCAACAAGCUGGAAGUGGAUCAACGGCCGCGACGUGACCGUGUCUUUCUGGAACCUGCCUGGCGGGGACGAAAACUGCGCCAGGUUUGAUGGCACCAAGGGCUGGCUCUGGUCGGACACUAACUGCUUGGCUGAUCUGCAUUUCAUGUGCCAGCAUCAGCCUCUAACAUGUGGCAAGCCCGAGCAGCCCCCCAACUCCACCAUGGAGCCCCUGGUGUACGUCGUAGGCACGGAGGUCGAGUAUAAGUGUGAUCCCGGACACGUGCUCAUCGGGCCUGCCAAACGUACGUGUCUCAAGUCUGGCUUCUUCGAUGGAGUUCCUCCCAUCUGCAGAUACAUCCAGUGCGGCCACCCAGCUCCCAUCCGUCACGGCCAGUACCAUCUUGUGAACGGUACGCGCCACUACGGCAGCCGUGUGCAGUACUCCUGUGAUGAGGGCUACACGAUGAUAGACCGCGGUCUGCUCACCUGUGAUGAUGAUAAGAGAUGGGACGGCAGGCCACCGCGAUGCAGACCGAACGAUGCACCUAAGCCUUCCCUUGAAGACGAUUUCAGCGAUGAAAGCGUGCAACACACAAAUCGGGUGGACGACAACAUUGCCGAUGGCUCCCACGGGCGCCCGGGGACGGUGAUCCCGUCGCAGCAAGACGACGCCCUCAACGAAGACCUGAUCAACAGCCGCGGUAACGCCGUCGACUCCCCCAAUUAUAAGGGUGCGGGGGCCACCGUAGAGAUGGGCCCUAAAAUGCAAACAGGUGGAAUCAUCGCUCUUGGAGUUUUCGGUGGCGUUGUUCUGUUAUCGGCCAUCGUCACAACGAUUGUGAUUCUUGUCAAAAGAUCUCAAAAUACGUCAUCUAAGAAGUACAUGCGUCGCCAGGACGACGUUACGACGUCUUCGGACGCAUCAAGUUCAGAGGGCAACGGGCUUAAUAAAUACUACAAACGGGCUUGGGAUAACCUGAGAGACAGCAGCGGGGAGCCUGUACAUCCAGGUCGUGAUGUAGAAAAAGCUCACCACCAUCACCAUCGUCGGGGGGAUGAAGGAGAAUUCCGGUCAACACGUUCGGGGACUCAUGAAGGCCUUAGGGAUGAAUCUGAAAUGACUGUGAAUGACGUCGCUGCUAUGUACACCAGACCCGAGAAACGUCGGCACCAUCAUCACCAUCACUCUCACCGACACCAGAGGGAUGUUGAUGACGACCGUCGUGAUCAUGAGUGGAAGGAUCGUCGUAAGUAUUGAGCGCUGCGUAUCCUUCAAAUUGAAGUUAUAAGUUAUCCUUCCUUCGGCUGCAAGUUGUUAAACUCGCGCUCACAGUUUACAUUAUAAAGCAGAGUGUUGUGCAGAACUUUCGGAAAUUUACCGUUGCUAGAAUGGUUGUUUUUAUUUCACUGUGUAACUUACGUCACACACUGCUUCGUAGAUGACGAUGUAUUAUUCUUUUUUAAAGAGUUCCGAAGGCAAUUUAAUAUGAUAUCAUCAUUCACUGCUGAUGGCUGUUUUAUUUAUUUUUUCGAUGAUUUUUAAAAAUCUCGAUUGUUUUGUUGAAGACUCUUUAGUUGUUGAAAAAUUUGACGUAGGCUACGAGUGUAUAGAUUUUCUCAGGUGUUAACCAGACUUAAGAAAUUUGAAUGUGAACAGGACUAUUUUAUUGGAACUAAUUUAAAUAUACUGUAGUGAUUCUAUGAAAAUUUUGACAACCGAGAACAAGAUUAUAGCGUCUCGAGUGAUGCCUUCACUAUGGAUGGAGCUGUCCUUUUAUAAUAAGCACUUGUAAGUAUUUCUAACUUGAGUGUCCAUGCAAGCUGAGAAGUUAAUGAAUAAUAAUGAAUAAUAAUGAAUAUCAUAGAAUAUAUAAUGGAAGUUUCUCCAUUACGUCUAUGCCGUCAUCGUUUAAAUCGUGCGGGAUUUUUAUUAUUUCUGUUCCUCAAUCGAUUUCAUGUUUUUCACGAUACUAGAGAGCCUUAAAGACUUGUAGCUCAUAUAUUUAAAUAUUUUUUUAAUCGGAAUUCGGUUUAUAUAAAUCGUUUUAGAUUUUUCUAAUUCGUCGUUUAUACUGAGGAUCAUAGAAAUAUAAAUAUACAUAUAUAUAUAUUUUUGCGCGAGAAUAUUAAGCUUACCUGUAAAGCCUUUUGGUAAUUCUAAUGAAACAUGUGCGACUUGAGGUUAGAAAACUUAACGUAGGAAAGGUUUUAAUGUGUACAUUAAAAUUAAUAUAAUUAAAUUAUGUACAUUUAAUGUGAAACGCUCCAAAAUGAAAUCGAACGAAAGACCAAGACUUAUCAUAAAUUUUUUGAAACUGAAAAUUUAUGAUGCAUUUAAUUAAUUAACUGUCCAGCGUAAUUCAGUGCAAUUAUUGUUACUUUAAUCGAGGAAAUUUUUAUCAGUAGACAUUUACUGCAAAUGUGCAACAUAGCCAAAGUUAUUUUCAUCUUAACCCUCAAUUGAAUCAGUGUUAGUAUGGUGAAUGUCUAAUUUUUAUUAGUCCUUUGAUUUUAUAGCAAUUUUCUUAUAUCAUUUCAUAAAAGUAAUCAUUUUAAUUUUUUUAGGCUAGGGGUUUCUCGGAAACAAUGCUAUGUUCCGCAACAUUAAAUUCAGGUAAAGAUAUUUGAACAAUUACCCUGUCUUGACUUAAACUGUCAUAUGAGUGCUAUUAUUUAGUAUACUCGCAUUAUCCUCGCUAUGCUUUAUUUGGAAAUUUUAUUAUCAUAGGUAGACAAAAUAUUGUUCGUUUUAUAUUCUAGAUUAUUUCUACAUACCGGCUUGUACAUAAUAGAAUAGACGAUACAUUUAAGUUAACUUUAUUUCUGUAAUUUUGCCCUAGAAUAUUGUAGAAUAUUUCCCUCUUAUAAUAGUUCGGUAACUAAAUAUUGGAUGAGACGUGAACUUUGUAUUUACUUUUGCAAAGCCUCUUAGAUGAAUUAAUGUUGUUUUAUAUAAUGUAUGAAUCUGAGUCAACACAGCUUCAUUCACUCAUCAUCUGAAAUUGACAACUUGAAAUUCGAUUAAAAUUCGAAUUGUUUUCAAAUAGUUAUAAUGCGUUAUUUUAGUGAAAAUGCUCGCAACAUCUGCACCAUGAAUUUAUCCGCAUUUUACGUGUUAAAUCAAAAUUGAACAACGAGAGCAACGAAAAGUGUCUUGUCUUGAGCCUCAAAAAAUAUCAGAAAAUCAUUAUUAAUCAUUAAUGAAUGGCAUUAAUCACUUAGUUUAUGGAUUAAAUUCUCGAUUAAAUUUGUAUUAGUAAGUAAAAUGAGUAUACUUGUGUUUUGAUACGCACAUUCUCAUUUUGAUAUCUUUUCAUUAAAAGGUUGCGAUCGAUGUAUUUAACUAUCAAUAAUAAUGUACGUCCGUGUGGCCCCAAAAAAGAACGUAAAAUUUUGUCUCGGUGUUUCUUUAAACUGAUCAAAAAGUAAGAGGGUUACUUCGAUUAUCAUGAAUCCUUACGUAUUUUAAACAGAUCAAUUAACAUUCAUUCUUCCUAUAUCGUACCCAAGAUACCUAUUUACCAUGCAUCAUCCCCUUGCAUCAUCCCCUUGCAUCAUCCCCUUGCAUCAUCAUUUGCCCCCUUUUCCAUGCAUCAUCAAAUACCAGAAUUAAAUCUCGUUCUCCGAGUUAAUCCUUGUCCAUAUUCAUCCUUAACCUAGAUUUAUACAUAAAUGACAUCCCUUCCAACUGAACUAACCUUAAAAUACUUCCCUUCAAUGAAUACCUGGUAUUUUAUCCCUUUUCCCCGUGUUACCUGCCUGACUUCACACAUAUAUAAUGAAUAACUAAAAUAAUGUCCAAUUUAUAUCUAACAGCGUUAUCCCUUAUUUAUUGCAUUGAUUGUUCAUAUCUCUUCCGUGUCCGCGAUGUGAUGUAAAAAAAACGUACAAA